AACUUCGGAGCAGCCCAGCAGGGAAAGCCGGUGGCUCGCGGGCUGGGAGGCAAAAUGAACAUUCAAGAAUAUUUCUCAAGAAUUUCUUAUGAUGGGUCCCAUAAGGAUGCAGACUUGGAAACCUUAACAGUCAUCUUCCAGCACCAUAUCCAGGCAAUCCCCUUUGAGAACCUCAGCAUGCACUGUGGAGAGAGCAUUUAUCUGGAUUUAGAGCAUAUUUACAAUAAGAUUGUGAGAAAGAAACGUGGUGGAUGGUGCCUAGAAAACAACUAUCUUUUAUUUUGGGCUUUGCAAACAAUAGGUUAUGACGUCUGCAUUCUUGGAAGCAGCAGUUACAACCCGGCAGAGGGAACAUAUAAGGCUAUGGAUCAUGUCCUGCUGAAGGUGGUGGUCGACAGCAAGUCCUAUAUUGUAGACAGUGGUUUUGGUGGUACCUAUCAAAUGUGGCAGCCAGUGCUGCUGGUUUCUGGAAAGGAUCAGCCUCAGGUUCCCGGCAUCUUCCGCUUGACGGAAGACAACGGUAUCUGGUACUUUGAGAAAACAAAAAGGAAGCAUUGUAGUACAGAUCAAAGUGGCCCUGCAACUGAUACUCCAGGAAUGAAGGAGAUUAGAAAGAUAUGUUCAUUCACUCUUGAGCCACGAGAUAUGAAUGACUUCCAGGAGCUAAACUGGAAGCUGCAGACAUCUGAUAACUUACUUCAGAAGAAGUCAAUCUGCACUCUCCAGACCACUGAUGGGGUUUCUAACUUGGUUGGAUGGACUUUCACUGAGAUCAAGUACAGCUACGCGGAGGACAUGGACAUGGUGAAGAUCACAACUCUCACAGAUGAAGAGGUUGAGAAGACACUGAAAGAUAAAUUCAAUAUAACCUUAGAGAAUAAACUUAAACCAAUAAACAUUCGAGGCUUGCCACCUAAUUUAGCUGAUAUGAUAUGAUCUAAUUCCAAAACUGUGGAAGAUGGAUCCUUAACUACUCAAUAUAAAAAAAAAUCUAAAAUUAACGUAACAAUAUAGUAAGGUGAUUCUAAAGUUGAGCUAUUCAGAUGGUAAAUUUAAGCAUUAAAUUUAUUAAUACUUAGCUAUAUCCAUUUCAUAUUUUUUUCUUUAACUUGUUAGGAGAAGAUAUAUUACCAUUUUACAUAAAAGAUCUCUUAUGUUUCUUGUAUUAUUUCCCAUCUUCUCCUCAACAUAGUUUUAUAAAUUAUUUACUUCCUUUAACAGUCUGCAUAUGAUUUUGACCUUUAAAUAAUCCAUAAAAAAUGAGAGAAUAAGCUUUUCUUAAAAUAAACCACUAUGUACUGGCUGUUUAGCUGAUACUGAAAAGAAAAGCUGAAAGGCAUGAGUUUUAACACCUGAUUUCAAAACGACUUAAAAUGAGCUAGUCAUGUAAGAGCACUUACAAAAAUAUCUUCUCCAAGUGUUCAAUUUUAGCUACUUUCAGUGUGUUUUUUCUGUUUCUCUGAAAUGUAAACAAUGCCAACAGGAGAUGAAGCUCUUCGACAGUUCUUAAAAA
Molecule: messenger RNA, 1513 nt
Organism: Nothoprocta perdicaria
Lineage: Eukaryota; Metazoa; Chordata; Aves; Tinamiformes; Tinamidae
Product: arylamine N-acetyltransferase, liver isozyme-like
Exons: 2
Coding region: 55-936 (293 amino acids)
Molecular function (GO): acetyltransferase activity
Source: RefSeq, a predicted model, not a curated record